Myzus persicae (green peach aphid) is the source of this 3782-nucleotide messenger RNA. Its product is annotated as leucine-rich repeat-containing protein 15. The record is from RefSeq and is a predicted model, not a curated record. Gene Ontology annotation, cellular component: extracellular matrix. NCBI's taxonomy places the organism in Eukaryota, Metazoa, Arthropoda, Insecta, Hemiptera, Aphididae. The coding region runs from base 1557 to 3611 and encodes 684 amino acids. The transcript has 5 exons. Gene Ontology annotation, molecular function: protein binding.
UAAAUAUGUGUGCCUAAUUUAUACAAUUAAAUGAAGACAUGAGGAGAGAAGUCACCUAGCAGUAACAUUCAGAGUCAUUAUAAACAGAUUAGUUUUCCAAUAACAUAAAACAUCGAAAAUAUCUGAAAAGGUAUUAUACUGAUGCACGACGUGUACACGGACUUAAUUCAAAUUAUGAUAGCGAAAACACGUGAAAUACAAUUUUAUUAUCCGCAGAAGUGUGACAUAUUAUUUUAAGACGCAACGUCGCCCAAAUAUACAUUCGAUUUAGCUUUCAAACACUUAUAAUAUGUUAGUACCAGCUUUACGGUUGUAAAUAAUUAUUGGUGAUACAGCUCACGCCUCGAGGCGGUCAUCGCGUUGUUGGUUUUUUUUCGAAUCCACGACAAAAAAGAUUACUAGCUUUUUGAAAUUUAAAUAGUAUUCACAUAUAAAAGGUAUAACAUAAUAUUAUAUUUUCUAUUAUGAAUAACAGAAUGAAGUACAGAGGGGAGGACAUAUGUAUAUCGUGUAUGACAAUAAUAAUAUGUGAUAGGCACCUCCAGGUAUAGGCAUUGCCGAAAAACCUACGUACAAGUAUGUUAAAUUGUUAAAUAUAUUUUAGCUGCGUUUGCGUGAGCCCGUCGGAAUCCAUAGGAUCAAAAGACGCAUAUAGGCACGUCGUAACAAAACUGUACGUCAUAUAAAUAAGAUAUUUAGGAUACAUUCGGACGCACAUACCUGUAUAAUAUUACGAUAUUUAUACGGAGGUAAUUUUCACCGGUCGCCUUAAUACAACGGAAUACGGUUAGUGCUAGGUAUCAUAUUUUUUCAAUAUACUGUAAUCAUUCGAAAUAGACAAAUAAUAAGAUAUUAUUUAUUCGAAUUGGACAAGACGUCAGGGCAAUUACAAUAAAAAAUAAUAACAAUAUAAUCAUCAUAUUGUUCGAAUGUGUGCGUAUCACAAACGAACGGGAGAAAGAGAAACGGCAAUAUUAUUAUGAAACGAGUUGGCGUUAGACGGGGCAUCCUUAUCACGCUCGGCUAUUGUGUCAUUAUCCCUACACGCGCAGCCAAGUGAGUUUCGUACGAUUUCCUUAAUCAGUUCUCGCCGAGCAAUUAAACGGUGUCAUUCACUGGCUAGACCGAACGUAUUUCACGAACCUUCCAGUCUUAUCUGCCGACGGAUUGGUGACACUCCUCCGACCAAGCGGUGCAGCUCUGUCGUCGCGUGCUAAACGACACUGAACCUAGAGAACAACGCGAUAUCCACUAUAGUGACUUAUAUUAUACUACCAUAGUUUUGAACCGAGUUUAAGACCAACAGACGGUUUUGUUUUCUCAGUUUUUCGUUUUCGUCCCACCUGGUCCGGUUUACCGCGUGCAUGCGAACGAUGAUAUAUUUUGUACUCGGGUCCCCGUGCACCGCCGCCGUCCAUCGUCGUGUAAACGUGCGCCGGCAAACGUCUUCUGCGCUGUAUCGUCUCGCCGCCGCCCGGAUGCAUUGACCGCCCCUUGCCGCAGACACCACGUCGGCCGAACUCUUCGUUUUCCGGACCGCAUCGGAAUUUUCGACAAUGGAGGUUGGUUUUACAGUGAAGAUAGGAUUGGCGAUGAUACUGUUUUGUAUGGUGAAGACAACAAACCCAGAAAUACUCGAUAAUCUGGUUACUGCUAAAGCAAUAUGUCCCAAACAAUGUGCUGUUUGUUCUUCUAUCGAAAUGCUCUGCUCUGGUGCCAACAUCACCGAUGUCCUAAACUAUGAUAUGGAUCCUCAAUUAAUAAAUUUAGACUUUUCAAACAUGACACUGAACUUUAUUCCACUUGAAGUAUCAUAUAUGACUAAUUGCAAAAGGCUCAAUCUAUCCAUGAAUAACAUCCAGAAUAUCGAGAAAGCUGCUCUGGAAAACUUAUGGAAUCUUGAAGAUCUGAUAUUGAGCAGUAACUCCAUUAUGGACAUCGCUGAUAUAAAUCCAACAGAAUUGUUUAACAAUAACAAGAAUAUAAAGUUUCUAAAUUUAUCGAACAAUCCUCUCGUUGAUCUUGGCCGAGACAAUAACACUAUAUUGAUCAGUGAAUCACUAGAAGUGUUAGACGUUAGUCAAUGUCAAAUCGUCUCAUUGAUUGGUCCAAUUGUACUCAGUGGACUCAAAAAGCUGAAAUACCUAAACUUGUCGAAUAACCCAUUAAAACGAUUGGAUGGACUGUUGUCGGACUCAAUAACCACGUUGAACAUACGUGGCUGUGUUCUCGUCUAUCUCAGCGAUGAUGCUCUGAGUGGAUUUACACAUCUCGAACUAUUGGACGUCAGCCUAAACGAUCAGCUGUUUAUUGACAAUACUAUACAAUCCACGUCACUCGUUACGCUUGACAUUUCGCAGUGUUCAGUGCGCAUACCAAAUUUGUAUGGUAUGCCAGAUCUCAGAACUGUAUUUAUUAACAGCAACCGAAUUAAAAGACUUGCAGCCUAUCAAUUUGCUAAUAACACAAAAAUGAUCAAUCUGGAUCUAUCUAAAAACCACGUUGAAACUGUGGACCCGUUAGCAUUUUACGGCAUGUCAUCGCUACUGUUUUUGGACUUGUCUAUAAAUUUCAUCAUAGAAAUCUCAUGGGAAUCUGUCAUGGCUACACUACCAUCACUGGAAUCGCUGAACCUUUCGUUCAACUUCAUCUCUCAAAUUGGACGGCUGAAAUCGAACACUCUCCGCCGACUGAACCUCGAUCACUGUUGGAUCCAUUCGAUUCCGAACGGGGCAUUCGUUCAACUAGAGAGAUUUGGGGAGCUCAUCUUAUCCAACAACCCGUUGCAAAUGUUACUACCGGGUAGUUUCAACUCAUCGCACAUGUGGUUUUUGGAUCUCAGCUAUUGUCGGAUAUCGCACCUGAUAUCGUACGAGUUUGUCAACUCGCCCAAUCUCACUGAAAUAAGAUUAACCGGGAACCGUUUAGUGACGUUGAAAAACGGCACGUUCAAUAAAUGCACUAAGCUGAAGUACGUCUAUUUGGACGACAACCCGUGGAUGUGUGACUGUUACAGUGUGGAUUUCGCGUACAUGGCCGUACUCGCCAAUAGAACUACCAAGCAUUCUCCAGUUGAAAGGGCGCCCAGCUGUCUGAGCCCGGACAACGUUACCGGAAUGCUGUGGCACGUGGCGUGCGUCAACAGCCCCGCGUAUGCCCGGGACAACCGGAAGAACUUCUCGAUGGCCAUCGGCGUCAUACUCAUACUCUGCGUGUCCGGGCUGAUGGCCAUAUUCGUGGCCGUCCACGAGAACAUGAAAACCCGACAGAUGAUGCGCAGGCGGCGGCAGCUGGACGAGUACGGCAACCCAGACCGGUCGGGAGGGGGCCUGGGGACGGCGGGCCCCGACGAAUACUUUGACGAGUACGCAGCUGCGGCCGAAUCGGCGCGCAAGAUGUCGCAGUUACCGUCGUACGACGAGGCGGUCAUGUUGCCCAAGCCACCUCCCGAACCGCGCCGGAGCAAGCGGCACAGCUGUACGCAGACGGACGAGGCUGACGUGGCGGAUGUGGCGACCGCCGCCGCCGCGUCACCGGCUGCGGGUGGCGGCUACGGUGGCGUCUACUGGCUACUGCCGCCGCCACCUGGGUUGCACGUCACCGAGCUUUGACCCAUCGUGGUCAAUAUUUCCCCAUCCCCAUGCCCCAACAAAAAAACUUCCCAAAACAUCUACCUCCCCGUCACCCCCUCUCCCACCACUCGUACAUACAAUAUCGAGACUACCGUCGCGUUUUGUACAUUUCCACAUUAAAAACUAUCGUACAUCAUUCAAAUUAUAUAA